AACAUUGACAGAAUCACUGUGUGCACAGUCAGGCAUACGAACCUACGUGUAACACGUAGACAAUAAACCUCAACUGUUUUCGUGGACAGGAAUAUAAAACUUGGUACAGAAAUAUUGAAAUGGACGAUCGAUUUACUUGAUAGGCUUAGCCUGAUGGACUUAUUCGAAGCCGUGUCGAAACCAAACUGCAAUAUAGACCCUACUUCAGUGUCCAAACUCAAUCAGCAGAUGUUUAGAUGGAGCAGUUUCGACAGUUUUCCUGGAAAGGAGUGACGAUUUUGGCCAAGAUGGACGAGGAGACGGAAUAUCUGACCUCCUUGCCCAGGAGGUCUCGGUUUGUUGUCAUCGUCUUGUUGUCUUUCUGCUUCAUCAGCUUCGUCUUCUUGUAUGCGAGUUCGUCCAAGCCGACCGUGAACUCGAUAGAUGACUUGAAGAAAGCCUGGAAUAUGGGACAGUAUAACGUUCAUCGACUCGCAGACCAAGAGAAUAAACACAAGAGCCCAUCAGACAUCACUCACGCCCAGAGCUCGACAUACAGGUUCGGUCCAUCUAGUGGUCUGGUAGUCUCCAAAGGAGCCACUUUGCGGCUGGUUAUCGAGGCUAGAGACAGGGCGGGGAAACAAACAAAAAGAGGCGGAGAUAUGUGGUACGCUACCUUGAACUCACUCAAGCCCAAAGCCAGCACGGCUGGCAAGGUAUCGGACAAUGAUGACGGGACUUAUGACGUCACGUUCUACGCCGGCUGGGAGGGCGUGGCCAGAAUCGACAUCAUCCUGGUGCAUCCAAAAGAGGCGUGUUCAUUCGUGGAGAAGAAGGUGUGGCCAACAGAGGACCGAGUAGUGUGGGUGGGGACUUUCAGGGUCAAAGAUCAGUCGAAGGAGGACCACACUGAGACAUGCGUACUGCGACGCAAUGAGACAAAUUGGGCCAAGAAGUGUGAGUACUGGUACCCUAGCGAGAUCGGAGGAACCAUGCUGAUAUGCGGCAAGCCAGAAGACGAGGAAAGAUGGACAUGCGAUGACCUUUAUGCUCUCAAGAGUCUGGAUGCCAGGAUUGCACUGGCUGCCUCGGAGCUCAUCGAGGGCAAAGAGUACUUAUUUGAGGGUGAGAACGUCAUGCAGAUAGUCGACGAGGGACCAAAGCACAUCCAAAUUGAAGGUGCAACAGACCAACAGGUCGUUCCCGCACUUUUGCCACCAUGCCAGCCUGGGCUCCAGGCUCCCGGUAAUUCGGAGGGAUACUGGCUGAACGAUCAAUGGCACUCCCUCCGUUGCCAAAACUUCCAGUGGGGCGUCAACGACAGCAAAGCCCAGGAAGCGAGCCGAUGCCUCCGCGGCAAAGAGGUGUACUUCCUCGGUGACACCACGGCCCGCCAGUGGUUCGAGGCGUUCCAAGAAUCCAUCGGGUUGAAGUUCUUUCUGCGCAACGACGAUGCCCAUUACCGCUUCCUCCGCCACCACCCGUCUUUAAACCUAUCCGUUCUGUAUCAGGCUCGUCCCUUGCUGACGACUUCAUCCAAGGUCCCUUUUGAGGAAGUCCAAUUUGAGGUAGACGUGCUGGAUAGUCUGAAAAAUCCCAAAUGCAACUAUAUCAUCUUCUUGAGUCUCUGGUCCGAUACAAACUGGGAUCGUCCGAGUUUCACCAAACGUCUGAACCUCACGAAGGAGGCUAUUGAGCGCCUCACAGUGAGGUGUCCUGAGGCACGAGUGGUCGUAAGAAGUCCGCAUCCCGUAGCGCAUGGAACUUUCGAAACCUCAGCCUACGCUGAUAACAUCUUACUUUUUGGGAUAAAGGAUUUGAUGACGGAGACAUUUCGGAAUACCCAAGCCUCUUUUCUUGAUGUGUGGGACAUGAGUUUGGCUUACCCUAGCCCUAACAAGCGAGACAUGCCCCAUGAGGUUACACAACAAGGAGUGAACCUCUUCAUGUCGUAUGUGUGCCAGAGCUCAACAAGAAGUGAUACAUAAACUGAAAUACCAACUGUCGAAAUGACACAAAAAGUUUAAUAACAACUUUGACUUUGUAUUCAUCGACUGCGCUUUAACUACUUUGAAUAAUAAGAAGAGAUCAGUUUGCGUUCCUGUUUCAUGGAUAAGCUCCAUUUGCCCACCUUUAGCCUUUUGAUGUAACAAAACAAUAAUAAUACUCAUCAGCAAUAAUGAGGAUUGAAGAUAAAAGUUGUGAAAAUCAGUUUUAAAUUGUCAAGAAUCCACAAAGGGACUUUAAAAAACAGUUUCUAGGUGAAAACACAUGCUAUUUAGGUAAAGACUUAUAUGAUUAUAUGAGAAUAAAUAUGAGGGCAUCUUGCUGCGAUCUUGU
This is a messenger RNA of Patiria miniata (bat star), 2319 nucleotides long. Its product is annotated as NXPE family member 4-like. The coding region runs from base 237 to 1967 and encodes 576 amino acids. The record is from RefSeq and is a predicted model, not a curated record. Lineage: Eukaryota; Metazoa; Echinodermata; Asteroidea; Valvatida; Asterinidae. The transcript has 6 exons.